AUGCUGAGUGCCGUUGGAUUUUUGACAAACAAUGCACCAUCUCCACUUCUCGAUAUCGAAAUGGAACUAUUGGCUAGCACUGUAACAAGCGAAGAAAAAAUUAGUAACCAAAAACCUACCAAGGAAGAUUUCACUAUGCUUAUCUAUAUUGUACAAGAGCUUAUUGCGCGAGCAAAAAAAAUAAUUGAGUGCGGAUCGUUAGUGAUUUGCACCAAACAAACGGUACGUGUAUCUCAAGAACAUCCUGUGUUUUAA
Molecule: messenger RNA, 255 nt
Organism: Caenorhabditis elegans
Lineage: Eukaryota; Metazoa; Nematoda; Chromadorea; Rhabditida; Rhabditidae
Gene: F43E12.1
Product: Ovule protein
Exons: 2
Coding region: 1-255 (84 amino acids)
Source: RefSeq, marked reviewed